Chaetomium fimeti is the source of this 2037-nucleotide messenger RNA. Its product is annotated as concanavalin A-like lectin/glucanase domain-containing protein. The record is from RefSeq and is a predicted model, not a curated record. Lineage: Eukaryota; Fungi; Ascomycota; Sordariomycetes; Sordariales; Chaetomiaceae. Gene Ontology annotation, molecular function: hydrolase activity, hydrolyzing O-glycosyl compounds. The coding region runs from base 1 to 2037 and encodes 678 amino acids. Gene Ontology annotation, biological process: glucan catabolic process. The transcript is spliced from 2 exons.
AUGGCUCCCUCCAUCAUCCGGCUGGGCGCCACUGCCCUGGCUUGUGCCUCGAGCACACUCGCCCUCGAGGCCUACCAACUCAAGGAGUCCUACAACCCCUCCAACUUCUUUGACAAGUUCGACUUCUUCAGCGGACGCGAUCCCAACCAGGGCUUCGUCAAGUACAGGAACAAGGAAGAUGCCACCAGCCUCGGCCUUAUCAAGAGCACCGAGGACGAGGUGACCAUCAAGGUUGAUUCCAAGGCGACCGACCAGGACGGCCGGAGCAGUGUCAGGCUUGAGAGUCGCAACACGUACAACUCGGGCCUGUUCGUUGCCGAUUUCAGCCACUUCCCCAAGCAAGCCUGUGGUGCCUGGCCCGCCUUCUGGAUGGUCGGCCCCGAGUGGCCCCAGGACGGCGAGGUUGACAUCUAUGAAGGCUGGAACCUGAACGAGCGUAACAAGGUCGUGCUCCACACCGACGACCCUCUGUCGGUCGGCUCGUGCACCAUCCAACAGGGUGACUUCACGGCCAGCAUGAUCUACGAGAACUGCUGGAACAAGGCUCCGGGCCAGCCGGGCAACACGGGCUGUUCGGUCGAGGAGGCCGACGGCACCUUCGGCAACGCAAAUGGCGGCGUCUACGCCACCGAGUGGACGGACGAUGGCAUCAGGGUCUGGUCUUGGCCCUCCGGGGGCGCCCCGGCGGACGCGACGGGUGACAGCCCCGACCCGAGCAAGUGGGGCAAGCCCAAGUUCAUGGCCGGAGGCAACAAGUGCGACGUCAACAAGGCCUUUAACAACAUGCGCAUGGUGUUGAACAUCAACCUCUGCGGUGAUGCUGCGGGCGGCCUCUGGGGCGAGACCUGCAAGCAAAAGACGGAAUUCGAUGAGUGCUACGAGUACGUGCAGUGGAAUCCGUCGGCGUUCGAGAAGACGUACUGGCAGGUCCGCGGCAUCAACGUCUACCAGCUCGAGACGGUGAAGCCGGCCCCGAGCUCGACCUCGACCACUAGCACCUCCACCAGCACCAGCACUUCCACCAGCACUUCGACCACAGAGGCCCCGGCUCCCGAGACCUCGACCGUCGAGCCGACGUCGAGCACCUCGGCCGCUGAGACCAGCACUGUGCCUGAGGAGGAGCCGACCACCACCACCGCCUCGGAGACUGCCUCGGAGACUGUGACGUCGACUUCGUCGAGCGAGACCGCCGGCGAGACUGCCACCGAGACGGAGAGUGAGUGCUCGGAUGACGUUGCCACCUCUACCACCGAGGCUCCCGAGGUGAGCAGCACGGCGGCGACGGCUACCGAGACGGAAACCGAGAGCGAGUGCUCCGACGACAUCGCCACCGGCACCACGGAUCUGCCCGAGGUGACCGGCACGGCGACGGCCACGGAGACGGAGAGCGAGUGCACCGACGACGCCACCGAGUCGGCGACGGCGGAGCCCACCAACUCGGUCCCCGACGUGACGGGCACCGCGUCGGAGAGCUUCACCACCUCGACAAUCUACACGACCUCCACCUACACCAUCACCUCCUGCGAGCCCACCGUGACCAAGUGCCCCGCCCGCACCGUCACCGAGACCAUCCCCGUCUCCACCACCGUCUGCCCCGUGACCGACAUCGACACCGACACCGACGAGCCCACCGACAAGCCCACCGGGCCCAACCCCACCGGCUCCAACCCCACCGCCAGCGAGCCCGUCACCACCCUCCGCACGUCCACCACCAUCUCCAAGACCACCACCGUCGUCGUGCCCCGCCCGACCGACGACGGCAGCAAUGACAAUGAUGACAACGACGACGAGGAGGGUGACGACGAAGAGGAGGGCGAGGACACCCCCGGCCCCAGCCCCAGCGUCACCGACUCGGACGAGGUCGAGCCCACGGGCGGCGUGGUGCCGCCGCCCAUCGAGAUCGUCACCACCACGCCGCCCAACGCCACCCACACCACGGGCCGGCCGCCGCCCGUUGAGACGGCUGGCGCGGGCCGGGUUGUGGGCGGCGGGUUGUUGAUGGUCGUGGUGGGUGCCGUUGCGGUGAUGGUGUUGUAA